Magallana angulata is the source of this 9927-nucleotide messenger RNA. RefSeq lists its product as uncharacterized. The record is from RefSeq and is a predicted model, not a curated record. Gene Ontology annotation, cellular component: extracellular region. Gene Ontology annotation, biological process: chitin catabolic process; carbohydrate metabolic process. NCBI's taxonomy places the organism in Eukaryota, Metazoa, Mollusca, Bivalvia, Ostreida, Ostreidae. Gene Ontology annotation, molecular function: chitin binding; chitinase activity. Bases 141 to 9689 code for a protein of 3182 amino acids. The transcript is spliced from 57 exons.
UAAAACAAUAUGCUUAAAGUACUAAAGAAAGGUUUCUCCAAAGAUUUUAUCUGUAAGUUUGCAGCAGAACAACCGUUAUCAGGUGAAACACCGGAGCUACAUGUGAGAACCGCGCCAUUCCUGUUCAUAUAUUAUAAGAGAUGCUCAGCCUAAUAGUCUCGGUGGUUAUCCUAUCAGGAGUCUUUGAGAAUGCUUUUGCAUAUCGGAGAGUAUGUUACUAUACAAACUGGUCACAAUACAGAAAUAGUCUUGGCAAAUUCUAUCCCGAAAACGUGGACCCCAACCUCUGUACCCAUGUUAUCUACGCCUUUGCUAAAAUGAAUGGCAACCGUUUGGCGCCUUUUGAGUGGAAUGAUAAGAGUACUCCAUGGAUGAAGGGAAUGUACGAACGAUUUCAGUCUCUCAAGCAACAGAAUCCUUCCCUAAAAACCCUUCUUGCCGUCGGUGGAUGGAACAUGGGAUCCGCUCCAUUCACCAGGAUGGUAGCCACCGACGCUAGCAGGCGGGAGUUUGCUACCACAUCUGUCCAGUUCCUGCAGAAACAUGGUUUCGACGGUCUAGAUAUGGACUGGGAAUAUCCCGCCAACAGAGGAAGUCCCCCACAGGACAAACAAAACUUUGUGGAACUUCUAAAGGUCCUGCGAAGCACUUUGGCUGGCCAAGGUCUGAUGCUCUCAGCUGCAGUCCCCCCCGGCAAAACAAACAUCGACACGGGAUACGACGUCCCUGCAAUGUCACAGUAUGUUGAUAUGAUCAAUUUGAUGACAUACGAUUUCCAUGGAGGGAGUUUCGACAGCAAAACUGGACCCAAUAGCCCAUUAAAAGGACAUCCACAGGAAACCGGAAGUGAUGCAUACUUUAAUGUGGAAUGGGUAGUAAAUUAUUGGCUUCAAAAGGGGGCACCUGCUGCCAAAAUAAAUCUUGGGAUGCCUCUGUAUGGGCGUUCGUUUACGCUGGCCAGUACCAGCAACGCCGGACUGUUUGCUCCAGAUAGAGGGGCCGGGGGGCAGAAGGGGACUUAUACCAUGGAGGCGGGAUUCCUCUCUUAUACCGAGGUUUGUGAUAUGCUAAAGAGCGGCGGGACUCGCCACUGGAUUCCGGAAAUGGAGGUUCCAUACGCGGUGAGGGGAGAUCAGUGGGUGGGGUACGACGACGAACAGAGCCUCCGACUCAAGGUGGACUUUGCCAAAUCUAAAGGUUUGGGAGGUAUAAUGGUAUGGGCGCUAGAUCUUGAUGACUUCACCGGUAAAGGUUGUGGUAAGGGACCAUACCCGCUACUCCACGCAAUCAAUGAUGAACUCAACUCGAACACUCCUCAAACGACUACGCAAGCUCCCAUAACAACAGCUUAUCGGACCACUCAGAGACCUUACCACCCCACUACUCACGUUAAUCCCUUUAAUCCGUUUAAUCCAAGCACAGCAUCCCCAACCCACCACAUCUCUACUGGUCAGUCCUUCAGCUGUACCGGCAGAGUAAGCGGAUUCUACGCCGACCCCUCGUCCUGCAUCCACUACUUCAUCUGUGUUGGUGGCAGGAGCUUUGGAGUAGACUGUGCCACGGGUCUACACUUCAAUGCUGCCUCUAAGUACUGCGAUUGGCCGCAAAAUGCACGUUGCCAGGUCCAUCAGCAGUCUGUGGUGACCCCUGCCAGAACGACCCACGCUCCGAUCACCCGUCCCCCCAUAUACACCACUCGCCCUUACUUCUACUUUACCACGCAGCGACCGGUACCCACAACGCAAGCUCAUCAGAUUCCCAAUAUGGGUGCGGGCGCCAAUGCCUUUUGCCAACACAAGGCGGACAGUCUGUACAGCGACCCUAAAGACUGCGGCAUGUUUUACCAGUGUGACAUGAAUCUGGGUUUCCAUGAGCCCUGUCCACCGGGCCUAGCGUUCAACGAGCCCAUGGCGGAGUGCGACUACCCCUACAAAGUCCCACAAUGCACUCACUACCACCACCCAAUGUUAAAACUUUUGCUCCCGUUGCUUGCCUUGGCGUUUCAAAGUGCCCAAGGAUAUCGACGGGUAUGUUACUACACUAACUGGGCUCAGUAUAGAAACGGACCCGCCAAGUUCUACCCAGAAAAUGUCGACCCGACUCUGUGUACACACAUCAUUUAUGCCUUUGCUAAAAUGAAUGGCAACCAUUUGGCACCUUUCGAGUGGAACGACGAGAGUACUCCAUGGAUGAAGGGGAUGUACGAACGUUUUACCAAACUGAAGCAACAGAAUCCUUCCCUGAAAACCCUUCUGGCCGUCGGUGGAUGGAACAUGGGAUCCGCUCCUUUCACCAGAAUGGUGGCCACCGACGCUGGCAGGCGGGAUUUUGCCACCACAUCUUUACAAUUUCUAAAGAAGCACGGCUUCGAUGGUCUAGACAUCGACUGGGAAUACCCAGCCAACAGAGGGAGUCCAGCGGGGGACAGAGACCGCUUUACACAGCUUGUCAAGAUUCUCCAUGAGACAUUGUCACCGGAAGGUCUUAUGUUGACAGCUGCUGUUCCCGCUGGAAAAACAAACAUUGACACAGGAUAUGACGUCCCUGCAAUGUCACAGUAUCUAGAUGAAAUUAACCUAAUGACGUACGACUUGCACGGUGGUGGCUGGGAGGAUAAAACCGGACACAACUCUCCCCUGAAAUCUCACCCUUCAGAGACCGGAAAUGAGACCUAUCUCAAUGUUGAAUGGGCGGUGAACUACUGGCUUCAGAAGGGGGCACCUGCUGAAAAGCUGAACGUAGGAAUGCCUCUGUAUGGACGUAGCUUUACCCUUGCUAGCUCUAGCAACAAUGGGCUGUCUGCCCCUGACAGAGGGAAUGGUGGACAAGCUGGCAGAUACACCAGAGAGGCCGGGUUCCUCGCUUACUACGAGAUUUGUGAUAUGUUGAAAACUGGAGGAACUCGCCACUGGAUUCCUGAAAUGGAGGUUCCUUAUGUGGUGAAAGGCGACCAGUGGGUCGGCUACGAUGACCCACAAAGCUUGAAAUUCAAGGUGGAUUUUGUCAAAAGUAAGGGUGUCGGUGGAGUCAUGGUCUGGGCCCUGGAUCUUGAUGACUUUAGUGGAAGUUGUGGAGAAGGAAAAUAUCCUCUUCUACGUGCGAUCAAUGAUGAGCUGGCAUCGGGCCAAGUUCAGCAGAUGACAAAUGCCCCCACCACUGCUGCUCCAACUACCACAACCACCCAGAGACCCAACCAUCAGACCAACCACCCCAAUAACCACCCAACGGGGGCACCUACCACCACUACGACUUCAUCAUCCAUAAAAACUACUCAUCACAUCGGAUCGACCAACCGAUUUAAUUGUAUCGGCAAAACUAGUGGUUUCUAUGCUGAUCCUAACUCCUGCACACAGUACUUUAUCUGUGCUGGUACCCAAAGUUUCGAGGUCUCUUGCGCCUCCGGACUCUUGUUCAAUGACGCAACCAAAUUCUGUGACUGGCCAUACAACGUCCGAUGCAAUGCGCAGCAAAUUGCGCAUCAGACAACAACACGUGCUCCAGUGCCGACCAAUCCUCCACAAACGACGCAUGCGCAUGGAACACAGCACGUGACAACAACAACUACACAGGCCCCAUACAUUCCAAACCUUGGGGGAGAUGCUAACAGCUUCUGUAGGAACCGAGCUGAUGGUCACUACAGGGACCCUGCAAACUGUGGCAUGUUCUACCAGUGCGCCAUGAACCUUGGCUUCCACGAGCCCUGUCCCCCGGGCACUGUCUUCAAUGAGGCCAUCAUAGCCUGUGAUUUCCCCUUCCGUGUCGCUGCUUGCCAAAACUAUUCACCAUACAAACUUCUUAUUCUAGGCAAUAACUAUCGACGAGUGUGUUAUUACACAAACUGGUCACAGUACAGAAAUGGACCCGCCAAGUUCUUCCCCGAAAACGUGGACCCCACCCUGUGUACCCACCUGAUCUACGCCUUUGCCAAACUGAACGGUAACAAGCUGGCAGCGUUCGAGUGGAACGACGAGAGUACUCCAUGGAUGAAGGGGAUGUAUGAACGUUUCAACAAGCUAAAACAAACGAAUCCUUCUCUGAAGACCCUUCUAGCUGUGGGAGGCUGGAAUCUAGGAUCCGCCCCAUUCACCAGGAUGGUAGCCACCGACGCUAGCAGGCGGGAGUUUGCUACCACCACUGUCCAGUUCCUGAAAAAGAACGGAUUUGACGGUCUGGAUGUGGACUGGGAAUACCCCGCCAACAGAGGCAGUCCCCCAGAGGAUAGGGACCGCUACACUCAGCUUUUGAAGGUUCUACACGAGGCAUUUGCGCCGGAAGGACUAAUGCUAACAACUGCUGUUUCAGCCGGAAAAUUCACCAUUGAUUCCGCUUAUGACAUUCCUGCUAUUUCUCAAUAUGUAGAUGAAAUCAACCUGAUGACGUAUGAUAUGCACGGCGGAAGUUUCGAUGACAAAACCGGACAUAAUGCUCCGUUGAAGGCCAGUCCAACAGCCACCGGAAAUGAUACCUAUCUUAAUGACGAAUGGGCGGUGAACUACUGGCUACAGAAGGGGGCACCUGCUGAAAAGCUGAACGUUGGAAUGCCUCUCUAUGGACGUAGCUUUACCCUUGCUAGCCCUAGCAACAAUGGGUUGUCUGCCCCUGACAGAGGGAAUGGUGGACAAGCUGGAAGAUACACCAAUGAAGCUGGGUUCCUUGCUUACUACGAGAUUUGUGAUAUGUUAAAAACUGGAGGAACUCGCCACUGGAUUCCUGAGAUGGAGGUUCCUUAUGUGGUUAAACGUGACCAGUGGGUCGGAUACGACGAUCCGGAAAGUCUGAAACGCAAGGUGAACUUUGCCAAAAGUAAGGGUGUCGGUGGAGUCAUGGUCUGGGCCCUGGAUCUUGAUGACUUCAGUGGAAGUUGUGGAGAUGGAAAAUAUCCUCUUCUACGUGCCAUCAACCAGGAGCUAGAGUCUCCAACUAUCCAACAAUUAACUACGGCAUCCCCAGCUAAUCCCCCCAGCGCUCCUGUCAACAAUCCUCAACAACAAACCUCGCCUCCAGCCAGUAGCAACGCAGUUGCACCACUAAACUCUGGCAAUAACUAUCGACGAGUGUGUUAUUACACAAACUGGUCACAGUACAGAAAUGGACCCGCCAAGUUCUUCCCCGAAAACGUGGACCCCACCCUUUGUACCCACCUGAUCUACGCCUUUGCCAAACUGAACGGUAACAAGCUGGCAGCGUUCGAGUGGAACGACGAGAGUACACCAUGGAUGAAGGGAAUGUAUGAACGUUUUAACAAGCUAAAACAAACGAAUCCUUCUCUGAAGACCCUUCUAGCUGUGGGAGGCUGGAAUCUAGGAUCCGCCCCAUUCACCAGGAUGGUAGCCACCGACGCUAGCAGGCGGGAGUUUGCUACCACCACUGUCCAGUUCCUGAAAAAGAACGGUUUUGAUGGUCUGGACGUAGACUGGGAAUACCCCGCCAACAGAGGGAGUCCCCCAGAGGAUAGGGACCGCUUUACCCAGCUUUUGAAGGUUCUGCACGAGGCAUUUGCACCGGAAGGACUAAUGCUAACAACUGCUGUUUCAGCCGGAAAAUUCACCAUUGAUUCCGCUUAUGACAUCCCUGCUAUUUCUCAAUAUGUGGAUGAAAUCAACCUGAUGACGUAUGAUAUGCACGGCGGAAGUUUCGAUGACAAAACCGGACAUAAUGCUCCGUUGAAGGCCAGUCCAACAGCCACCGGAAAUGAUACCUAUUUGAAUGACGAAUGGGCGGUGAAUUACUGGCUACAGAAGGGGGCACCUGCUGAAAAACUGAACGUAGGAAUGCCUCUGUAUGGACGUAGCUUUACCCUUGCUAGCCCUAGCAAUAAUGGACUGUCUGCCCCUGACAGAGGCAAUGGUGGACAAGCUGGGAGAUACACAAAUGAAGCUGGGUUCCUUGCUUACUACGAGAUUUGUGAUAUGUUAAAAACUGGAGGAACUCGCCACUGGAUUCCCGAGAUGGAGGUUCCUUAUGUGGUUAAACGUGACCAGUGGGUCGGAUACGAUGAUCCGGAAAGUCUGAAACGCAAGGUGGACUUUGUCAAAAGUAAGGGUGUCGGUGGAGUCAUGGUCUGGGCCCUGGAUCUUGAUGACUUCAGUGGAAGUUGUGGAGAUGGAAAAUAUCCUCUUCUACGUGCGAUUAACCAGGAGUUAGCGGCUCCAACUACCCUACAACUGAGUACGGGAUCCCCAGCUAAUUCCCCCAGCGCACCUGGCAACAAUCCUCAACAACAGACCUCGCCGCCUGCCAGUAGCAACGCAGUUGCACCACUAAACUCUGGCAAUAACUAUCGACGAGUGUGUUAUUACACAAACUGGUCACAGUACAGAAAUGGACCCGCCAAGUUCUUCCCCGAAAACGUGGACCCCAACCUCUGUACCCACCUGAUCUACGCCUUUGCCAAACUGAACGGUAACAAGCUGGCAGCGUUCGAGUGGAACGACGAGAGUACACCAUGGAUGAAGGGAAUGUAUGAACGUUUCAACAAUCUGAAACAACAGAAUCCUGCUCUGAAGACCCUUCUAGCUGUGGGAGGCUGGAAUCUAGGGUCCGCCCCAUUCACCAGGAUGGUAGCCACCGACGCUAGCAGGCGGGAGUUUGCUACCACCACUGUCCAGUUCCUGAAAAAGAACGGAUUUGACGGUCUGGACGUAGACUGGGAGUACCCCGCCAACAGAGGCAGUCCCCCAGAGGAUAGGGACCGCUUCUCUCAGCUUUUGAAGGUUCUACACGAAGCUUUCGCACCGGAAGGACUUAUUUUAACAACUGCUGUUUCAGCCGGAAAAUUCACCAUCGAUUCUGCCUAUGACGUACCUGCUAUUUCUCAAUAUGUGGAUGAAAUCAACUUGAUGGCGUAUGAUAUGCACGGCGGAAGUUUCGAUGACAAAACCGGACAUAAUGCUCCUUUGAAGGCCAGUUCAACGGCCACCGGAAAUGAUACCUAUCUGAAUGACGAAUGGGCUGUGAACUACUGGCUUCAGAAGGGGGCACCUGCUGAAAAGCUGAACGUAGGAAUGCCUCUGUAUGGACGUAGCUUCACGCUAGCUAGCCCUAGUAACAAUGGAUUGUCUGCCCCUGACAGAGGGAAUGGUGGACAGGCAGGCAGAUACACCAAUGAAGCUGGGUUCCUCGCUUACUACGAGAUCUGUGAAAUGUUAAAAACUGGAGGAACUCGCCACUGGAUUCCCGAUAUGGAGGUUCCUUAUGUGGUUAAACGUGACCAGUGGGUCGGAUAUGAUGAUCCUGAAAGCCUGAAACGCAAGGUGGACUUUGCCAAAAGUAAGGGUGUCGGUGGAGUCAUGGUCUGGGCCCUGGAUCUUGAUGAUUUCAGUGGAAGUUGUGGAGAUGGAAAAUAUCCUCUUCUUCGUGCCAUCAACCAGGAGCUAGCGGCUCCAACCAUCCAACAACCGACAAAUGCCCAAAUUACGGGAUCCCCCGGUAAUUCCCCCAGCACUUCUGGCAACAAUCCUCAACAACAGACCUCCACGCCUGCCAAUAGCAACUCGGUUGCGCAACAAAGCUGUGGAGGUAAUACUAGUAAACGACGAGUGUGUUAUUACACAAACUGGGCACAAUACAGAACUGCCCCGGCCAAGUUCUUCCCCGAAAACGUGGACCCCUCUCUCUGUACCCAUAUUAUAUUUGCUUUUGCCAAACUGAACGGUAACAGGUUGGCAGCUUACGAGUGGAACGACGAAACAACAGGGUCAACUAAGGGAAUGUAUGAACGUAUUAAUGAUUUAAAACAACAGAAUCCUUCUCUGAAGACCCUUCUAGCCGUGGGAGGUUGGAAAUUGGGGACCUCUCCAUUUUCUAACAUGGUAGCCACCGACGCUAGCAGGCGGGAGUUUGCUACCACCACUGUCCAGUUCCUGAAAAAGAACGGUUUUGACGGUCUGGACGUGGACUGGGAAUACCCCGCCAACAGAGGGAGUCCAGCAGUGGACAAAGACCGCUUCACACAGCUUCUGAAGGUUUUACACGAAACAUUUGCACCUGAGGGUCUGCUAUUGACAGUUGCAGUUGCGGCUGGAAAAUCCACCAUCGACUCCGCUUAUGAUAUACCUGGCAUUUCUAAGUAUGUCGAUGGAAUUAACAUGAUGGCGUAUGAUUUGCAUGGUGCUUAUGAGACCAAAACCGGCCCAAAUGCUCCGCUGAAAGGCCAUCCCUCUGAGACCGGAGCUGACCGGUACAUGAAUGACGAGUGGGCAGUGAACUACUGGAUACAAAAGGGGGCACCUCCUGAAAAAAUAAACUUGGGCAUGCCUCUAUAUGGACGCACCUUUACCCUUGCUAACCCAAGCAACAAUGGAUUGUUCGCCCCUGACAGUGGUAAUGGUGGAGUAGCUGGCAGAUACACAGGGGAAUCAGGGAUCCUUGCUUACUACGAGGUUUGUGAUAUGUUGAAAAAUGGGGGUGUUCGCCAUUGGAUUCCUGAGAUGGAGGUCCCUUACCUUGUCAAAGGUAACCAGUGGGUCAGUUACGACGAUAUAGAAAGCCUGAAACGCAAGGUUGACUUCGUCAAUAGUAAAGGUCUCGGUGGCACCAUGGUAUGGACCCUGGACCUUGAUGAUUUCACCGGGAGUUGUGGGGAUGGAAAAUAUCCUCUUCUACGUGCCAUCAACCAGGAGCUAGGGCCUUGUAGUACACCAAAGACGACAAAUGUACCCACCACUACUGCUCCAACCAUGGCACCAUCAACUCCACCCACCCAGACACCUACCAUGGCACCAUCAACAACAACCACCAAGGGACCACAACAACAGACCACUCAACCCAAUAACCCUCCUACCAUGGCACCAUCUACCACAACCACCCAGGGACCCCCAAAACAAACCACUCACCCCAAUAACCCUCCUACCAUGGCACCAUCUACCACAACCACCCAGGGACCCCCAAAACCAACCACUCAUCCCACUAACCCCCCUACCAUGGCACCUUCCACCACUACAACUUCAUCACCAAUCAAAACCACUCACCAUAUUGGAUCGACUAGCCGAUUUGACUGUACUGGCAAAACUAGUGGUUUCUAUGCUGACCCUAACUCUUGCACUGACUACUUUAUUUGUGCUGGUACCCAAAGUUUCGAAGUUUCUUGCGCCAAUGGCCUUUUGUUCAAUAAAGCAACCAGUUUCUGUGAUUAUGCUAGCAACGUGCAGUGCAAUGUUCAACCACAAAUACAACAAACAACCAAUGGACCACCCCUAACCAAACCACCUCAGACGACGCAUGCUCAUGGAACACAGCACGUGACUACAACAACCACACCAGCCCCAUCUUCGACUCGAUCUUCAACGACUACAAAAAUCCCUAUGACAACAACAACCCAGCCAACUACAACAACAACAACCCAGCCAACUACAACAACAACCCAGCCAACUACAACAACAACAACCCAGCCAACUACAACAACAACCCAGCCAACUACAACUACUACUAAACUGACGACGACAACAACCAAGGCAACAACUACCACCACCAAAGCGAGUCACUCACAUAUAAGUCAGGAUCCAAAUGUCUUCUGUCAGACGCAUUCAGACGGCCAUCACAGAGAUCCAGACGACUGCGGAAAGUUCUACCUGUGUGCCAACAAGGGUGGCUUCAUGGAAAGCUGCAACUUUGGCACGGUGUUUAACCCUACCAUCCUCAACUGUGACUAUCCAUACAACGUGGAUGGCUGCCAUAAUUAUACACCUUAGACAUCACAUAUCUUUUUUUUUUUAGAAAUGAUAUUAGUUUUGAACUGGGUUAAUUCUGCUUUAUAUAGCUAGCUUCUCCAUCCGAUUUUUCCGUCCACUAAGACUAAACCUGAAAUCAAUUCCUUACUUUUGUUGUAGAAAACUAAGUACUAGUAAUAGUACUAUAGGGAGAUGCUUUAGCGACCAUAUAGAAUUUAGUGAUGCAAUUUGUUUUGAAAUAAAACUUAACUGCAAAAUA